Aegilops tauschii subsp. strangulata is the source of this 2726-nucleotide messenger RNA. Its product is annotated as protein NEDD1. Lineage: Eukaryota; Viridiplantae; Streptophyta; Magnoliopsida; Poales; Poaceae. Gene Ontology annotation, biological process: regulation of microtubule nucleation; regulation of phragmoplast microtubule organization; regulation of mitotic spindle organization. The record is from RefSeq and is a predicted model, not a curated record. Gene Ontology annotation, molecular function: gamma-tubulin complex binding; protein binding. Gene Ontology annotation, cellular component: kinetochore microtubule.
GCCCCAACGUCACCAACCGGUUCAGUUCAAUCCAGCAAAAACAAUUUCAAUUUCAAAUUUCCUCCUCCUCCUCCGCCGCAGCCGCACCCACCAGCGCCAAACCCCCACGGGAGCCGGCCACGGGCCCAAACCCUAACGAAAUCCGCAAGCCGCCGCCGUCCCUCGUCCAGCUCGGGGCCCGGAUCCGAUGGGGUUCGUGGAUCCGGCGGCGCCGCUGCUCGCCACGUGCGGCGGCGACACGGUGAAGCUCUUCGACGUCACGGUGGAGUCCGGCGACCCCUGCGUCCUCGCCUACUCCCCCGCUCCCGGCCACCCCGUCAACGCCGUCAAGUGGAACCACACCAAUCUAAUCGUAGCAAGUGCUGGGGAUGAUAAAAAGAUCUCAUUGUGGCAUAAAAAGGGUCAAAAUGUAGGACAGCUACCGACAUCAACUGUUGAUCGUGGGGAUGACAUUGAGGAAUCCAUAUAUUCCAUCAGUUUUAGCAACAAAGGUUCUCGAUAUCUUUGUUCUGGUGGGAGUGGCCAUAUUGUUAGGAUAUGGGAUUUGCAGCGGAAGAGAUGUAUCAAAUGGCUAAGUGGUCACACUGACACCAUUACUGGUGUAAUGUAUAACUGCAAAGAUGAACAUUUGGCAUCAAUAAGCAUGAAGGGCGACCUUAUUCUUCACAAUCUUGCUUCUGGAGCACGUGCUGCUGAACUUAGUGAUCCAAAUGGACAGGUUUUGAGAGUGCUCGAUUAUUCACAUAAUAGUAGGCAUAUAUUGGCGACAGCAGGCGAUGAUGGUUCUGUGCAUCUUUGGGAUACAACCGCGAGGACUCCAAAGGUCUCAUGGCUAAAGCAACAUUCUGCACCCACAAGUGGUGUUUGUAUCUCACCCUCCAGUGACAAGAUAAUUGCUACAGUUGGCCUCGAUAAGAAGCUAUACACACUUGAUUCUGCAUCAAGAAGAGCGACACACACUAUUCCUCAUGAUGCCCCUUUCUCAUCAUUGGCAUAUAAUGAUGAUGGCACAAUAUUGGCAGCUGGCACAAACAGUGGGCGUGUGGUAUUCUAUGAUGUUCGGGGCAAACCCCAGCCAUUGACAAUUCUUCGUGCGUACAAUAGCUCAGAGGCUGUGACAAGUUUAUGCUGGCAACGGUCAAAACCUGUCAUUGUUAGCGAGAACAGUUCCUCAGAAGUUGCCCUUCUGGGGGGAACUAGUGAAGAUUCUAUUCUUAUGCCAGAUCCUUUGCCUUCAGCAACACCUUCAACUUUUCCAUCUGGAGCAGGCAUUACGAGUCUUCGCUCUUCUUUGACAGGGAACACAAGUGGAUUUCUUUCCACUUCAAAGUCUUCUACUGCAGAGGAAACUCCAUAUAGGGCCCGUCCAUUGUCUGGUGGGCCAUUAUCAAAGCUACAGGCUCCUCGUGGCAACUUCAGUAUAAAGGAUGAUAUGGAUGUAUUUUCUCCACUUGUUGAUGUCCAGCCUUUCACACCAUCCAGCAACAGCUGGUGGGAUGAGCAGGGGAGUGAUGAAACAAAAAAAGAUGAUAAAUCUGGAGAUAAGAAGUUAUUAGCAACUAGGAAGUUCCAGUAUAUGGAAGGGAACAGUGAGCCACAUCCAAUCUCGGACUGGAGGUCUAAUUCCGUUUCAAGACAGGAUGGCGCCUCAUCUGCGAGUAGCUCACCCGUGCCAUCAUGGAAGAGUGAACCAUCUAUCUCCCCACCAGAAUCAUCAACUGGAAAUGCAUUGCCCGACAGGCUGACACAUCGUCAACAAAUCUCACGCUUUGGGCAAUCAGCCUUUCAGACUGGCAGUUUGGCGUUUGCAGGUUUACAGGAUUCAGCUUCAUCCACCAGUCUCUCAUUGAAAGGUUCUCUGACAAGUAACAUUUUAAUGAACUUACAAAACAAGGGCAUCUUGAGCAAUACGCAGUCUUCCCUCGAGACAUCAUCUGCCAGCCUACAGACUUCAGUUUCCUCAUCCUUCAUGUCCAAGACUCUGCCAUCGGUGAAUUCUGAUUUACCAGGAGCAGCACCUUCCAAAUCCGCAUGGAAACCGUCAACUUUGACUGAUAGAUUGAGCACAUCCUCUGUUUUUAGUGAAGGAUUAGCUUCAGCAUUUGGUUCACCAAAAUCAAAGAAGACUGGAGCAGAAACAAAAGAUGAACUGCUUACUAGUCUAUUAUCAAGACAGGAGGCACCAAUGACCUCUUCGUCUGGAAGCCUUCUAGCAAGCAACGGGGUAGUGCCACCACAAUUGCCAACCUCAGGUUCGUCAGCUGAUCAACAGGGAGCUUCUUCGUUCUCCCUUCAGUAUGUUCAGCGCAUGCUCGAGGAAUCUCUAGGAUCGGUUCACAAGUCUAUACAUGAGGAUGUGAGAAAUCUCCACAUUGAACUUCUAAGACAGUUUCACAUGCAGGAGAUGGAAACGUCUGGCGUUAUGAACUUGGUCCUGGAGAAGCUGGAAGGCCUGACCAAGGAAGUGCAGCAACUGAGAAGGGAAAACCAGCAGCUCCGACAUCAGCUUCUCUGAUUUGUAGUUUUGGUGUUCAAUUUGACAUGUGGAAGAUUGCAAUCCUCGCUGGAUUCCGGGAAUGGCUUGGCGUUGGCGACGGCGAUUGAUUCUUAUAUUUGGUGUUUGUUUAGUUAAUUCUUUUUGGAGCAAGUUUGUCUAGUUCAGGAAAUUCAUUUUCGACACGGUUGUACAUAGCAUCUUUCAAUUUAGAAGCAUGUUGUUUAUCUUU